This is a messenger RNA of Dreissena polymorpha, 1145 nucleotides long. RefSeq names its product putative leucine-rich repeat-containing protein DDB_G0290503. The coding region runs from base 57 to 1103 and encodes 348 amino acids. Lineage: Eukaryota; Metazoa; Mollusca; Bivalvia; Myida; Dreissenidae. The record is from RefSeq and is a predicted model, not a curated record. Gene Ontology annotation, molecular function: protein binding. The transcript is spliced from 3 exons.
CUUCCUCGCUGUAUAUAUUCCAAAGCAAACGUGGGUCGAAUCCCAUUGCGCACACGAUGAUUCCGGCGCUAGUUCUGCUUCUUGUGUAUAACUUAUGUUGUGCGCGUGUCUAUGCGUUUGAUCCUGAACGAAAAGAUGGAAUUAUUGGCCAUGACCUACUGCUAGAUCUAUUGAAGCGUUUAGACGCAAAGGAUGAUGAAAUUAAAGAGCUACGUGGAAUUCAAAUGCUACAGGAGGCCAAUAUAAACAAGCUCAUGAUGCAGAUUGGUGAACAUGACGUCAAUAUCAACGAACUUCGGAAGAAAUUGAACGAAAAGGAUAAUGCGAUCAGUGAAAUGGAUAAAAAUCAAUAUCACCAUGAUAAAAUGUUGAACGAACUUCAAUACAACGUGGAAAAACUACACAUUGAAAAUGAUCAAUUACGGAAAUAUUAUCCCAAAUGCGAAAGAAGAAUACAAUCGUUACAGGUUGUCAUGAAGAAGUACAUGCAGAGAAAUAAAAUCUCACAAAUUGUUCGUCAACACAAAAACCCACACUAUGUCGAGGAUGAGGCUAAUCCUAAUCAAUUUGGUGAUACAGUGGAACGUGGUUUUAACAAAUCUGGAUCAGCGAUUACCGUCUCCCUCAACCGCCGCGAUUCAAACAAAAAGAAUCGAGAUGACAGACGUCAUGCUGGGACAGAUAUCGUGGCAUUCUUUGCAUCGCUAACGAAUAACCUUCAAAAUCUUGGUGUAGGUGAGAACGUAAAAUUUGAUCACGUAAUAACCAACAUCGGCGCAGCAUAUAACCCUCAUGCUGGCGCAUUCUUUGCUCCAGUGUCCGGUACAUACGUGUUUAUGUCAACAUUAUUGGCAUAUUAUGGACACAACGGUCAUUUUCAAGUGGUCCACAACGGGAAUAUGGUUUGUAAUCUGUAUGUCGCUGGUGCUGCGGGUAUAACACACGACACCAGCGCUGGAAGCUUUGUCCUCUAUCUAGAGAAAGUCGACAUGGUAACCAUACAGAAUUCGGAUUCAGGCGAAUGGCUUUCGGGAAGCCAUUAUUCUUUCUUCUCAGGGUUUCUCUUGAAAGAAAUGGAACACAAUCCAUCAGUUGUUGGUUAAAUAUGUUUUAUGAAUUUACGAAUACAAUCUAUGAUAAGAAAA